Helianthus annuus (common sunflower) is the source of this 3530-nucleotide messenger RNA. Its product is annotated as probable LRR receptor-like serine/threonine-protein kinase RFK1. Gene Ontology annotation, molecular function: protein kinase activity; ATP binding; protein binding. NCBI's taxonomy places the organism in Eukaryota, Viridiplantae, Streptophyta, Magnoliopsida, Asterales, Asteraceae. Gene Ontology annotation, biological process: protein phosphorylation. The coding region runs from base 384 to 3419 and encodes 1011 amino acids. The transcript is spliced from 23 exons. The record is from RefSeq and is a predicted model, not a curated record.
AGAGCUUUUUUGCCACAGACAUGUAUGGACACACUUUCAUAAGGGCUAUUAAGAAUUUUAAAGGAUUCACCACCAACAGCCGCAUUGGAGUUAGGCUAAGCUUUUGAGGUGUUGAAAUAGUACAAUAAUCCAUGAAAUUACUGCAAUAAGCUUUUGAGGUGUUGAAAUAGUACAAUAAUAUAUCCAUGAAAUAUCACAUUCGUUUUUCCAUCCAUUCCAGUCUAUCUCUACCUUUCCCCAUCUCCCUUCAAAAAUAAAGAAUCUUUGAACUCUGCCAGUAUGUUAUGUUAGAUCUAGGGCUGUUUAAAAUAAAUGAAAAAAAAGUGGUCUGAUUGAAUGAAAUAUCUCAUUAGUCCUCCCAUCACCCUUUCAAUUCUGUAACAAUGGCGGCAACAAAAGCUGAAUUCAUGCUGCUUCUGAUUCUCAAUGUGAUCAUCAUGCAAAGAUUAGCUGAAUCCGGUGUGCCACAACAAGAAGUGGAAGCUGUUGGGAACAUUCUUGCUUCCAUGAAUGCAACAAGUUGGAGAUUUGAUGGUGCUGAUUGCAGUCUUUAUAUGGUUUCUGAAGUGCCAAAGCCAUCUCAAGAAGCUAAUGCCAGCAUUGGAUGUGAUUGCAACAUUGGCAACCAUACCGAUGAUUGUCAUGUCGUAUGGAUCACACACCAGUUUUGCAGCCUUGAUGGGGUACUGUCACCUGAAUUAGUAAAGCUCCCUUACCUCCGGUCCAUAGAUUUUGCUUACAAUUACUUAAGUGGCACAAUACCGCCUGAAUGGGGUUCAACAACGUUACAUGAAAUCUCUCUUCUUGGUAACCGUUUAACUGGAUCAAUCCCACGGGAACUAGGCAAUAUCAGCACUCUCACAAAACUGAACUUUGAAGCAAACCAGCUUUCAGGAACUAUUCCAUCUGAGUUAGGGAGAUUAACAAAUUUAAAAACAUUGAUAUUGUCUUCAAAUAGGUUGACCGGAAGGCUGCCAACGACCCUCGGUCAACUAGGAAAUCUAACAGACUUUAGGAUAAACGAAAACAAUUUCAGCGGGUCGAUACCUGAUUUUAUACAAAACUGGAGAUUACUUACUAGAUUACAGAUGGUGGCGGGUGGACUCAUGGGACCUAUUCCUUCUAACAUAUCUCUUCUAGAGAAUCUAACCGAUCUGAGAAUUAGCGAAAUAACCGGACCCGCUCAACCUUUUCCUCAGCUUAACAAUACUCAUGGAUUAAAAAGAUUGAUCUUGAGAAAUUGCAACAUAUCUGGAGAAAUACCGGAAUAUAUCUGGCUAAUGAGGGAACUUGAAGUUUUGGAUUUAAGUUUUAAUAGGUUAGUAGGGAGAAUAUCUAAUAACAUCUUGGGGAGGACCUUGAGAUUUGUGUUUUUGACUGCUAAUAUGCUAAGUGGAGACAUACCAGAUACACUUUUGUUAAAUGGAGCUACUAUUGAUUUUUCCUACAACAAUUUUACAUGGCAAGGACCUAAUCAAGCCACAUGCCGACAAAACCAGAAUUACUAUGUAAACUUAUUCAGAAGCUCCUCGACAGGAAAGCCAAUACAUGAUAUGCUCCCGUGCACGGAGAAUAUCAAGUGUCCUAGAUAUGCGUGCUCUUUACAUGUUAACUGUGGUGGGAAUGAUUUAACGCUCAGGGAAAAUGAGCAGUCUGUUCUUUAUGAAGGAGACGCCAAUGUGCAUGGUGGUGCCGCCAGGCUGUACAAUGCCGCCAGGAAAUGGGGACUUAGUACCACCGGUGACUUCAUGGAUGACAACAAUUUUCAAGAUGCGCAAUACGCAGAAUCUUUACAGGGCAACACGAGGUUACCUACACUUUAUACAACCGCACGGCUCUCACCACUUACACUCACUUACUUCAGCAACUGUUUGGAGAAUGGUGAAUAUUCUGUUAAACUGCAUUUCGCAGAGAUACAGUUCACUAACGAUAGCACGUAUAAAAGUCUGGGCAGGCGGAUAUUUGAUAUCUAUAUUCAGGGACGGCGGGUCAGAAAGGAUUUUAAUAUCGAAGAUGAGGCUGGUGGUGUUAGACGGCCCGUGGUCGUGCCAUUUAACGCUAGUGUGACUGAUAGCAUCUUGGAGAUCCGGUUUUACUGGGCGGGUAAAGGGACGACCUGUUUUCCUAAAAGAGGAGUUUACGGGCCUCUUGUAUCAGCUAUUGACGUUGACCCGCAUUUUAAAACUUGUUCAAUGGGUGGAAAAAAGUCGAAUAAAGCUGUUUAUAUAGGUGUUGGCAUUGCUGUCCCGUUUCUUAUUUUCUUGAUCUUGGUAGUUUUGUGGCGGAAAAAAUGUUUUAAAGGCCGAAAAGCGAAUGAUAAAGCUUUUGAAGGAAUGGAGCUUAAAACGGUUUCAUUUUCUUUGAAACAACUAAAGAUUGCUACAAACAACUUCAAGGCUUCAAACAAAAUCGGGGAAGGAGGUUUUGGGGCUGUUUACAAGGGUACGUUGAGUGAUGGCACGGUGGUUGCAGUGAAGCAGCUUUCGUCUCACUCAAAGCAGGGAAACCGUGAGUUCUUGACUGAGAUCGGUGUGAUUUCGUGUUUACAUCACCCGAAUCUUGUUAAACUUCAUGGAUGUUGCAUUGAAGGAGAUCAGUUGUUGCUGGUUUAUGAGUACAUGGAAAAUAAUAGCCUUGCAAAUGCUUUGUUUGGUGGUAAAAGUGGAUUAACGUUGGAUUGGCUAACGCGGUUCAAGAUAUGUAUUGGGAUUGCUCGAGGUUUAGCUUUCCUUCACGAUGAAUCGAGGCUCAAAAUUGUCCACCGGGACAUCAAAGCCACAAAUGUGCUACUUGAUAAAGAUCUUAACCCGAAAAUUUCGGAUUUCGGAUUGGCAAGGCUACAUGAGGACGAUAAGAGCCACGUUAGCACACGAGUUGCCGGAACAAUUGGAUACAUGGCACCCGAGUAUGCCCUCUGGGGUCACUUGAGUGACAAGGUAGAUGUUUACAGUUAUGGAGUUAUGCUAUUGGAAAUCGUUAGCGGGAAGAACAACACCACUUACAUACCAGUUAACAACUCCAUUUGUCUUCUAGAUUGGGCUUGUCAAGUGGAAACAAGUAAACAAUACGAAGAGCUUUUCGACGAGAGAUUGGAGUCGACGAUCAACAAACAAGAAGCGGAAACCGUCGUGAAAGUAGCGCUUCUGUGCACAUACAAUUCGCCAACGAUGAGGCCAUCAAUGCCGGAGGUUGUAAACAUGCUCGACGGAAGCACCAGAGUACCGGAAAUAGUUCCGGAACGAAUCAGUAACUUCGAAGAUCUGAGAUUAAAAGCAAUAAGAGACUUUCGAAGUGACAUGACAAGUGAAGGAAGUCAAACCGGUGGUCAAACUGAAAAUUUUAACACGAAUCGGACUGAAACGUACUAUUGUUUGACCUCUAAUGAUGAUGCGUUUGAGAUCCGGUCAGUUGAUAAAUGAUCUUACUGAAAAUCAGGUUCAAUUUUUCGCGAACGGUGUUGAGUUGUAGAAUUUAGGGUUUGAAUGGUUGACGCAACACAAUUAAUUCAAUUGGUGUGAAUUUGUGUUUUA